GCAAGAAGAAGGAGCCUAUUGCCAAGCAGCUUACCGAGGAGUUGCUGGCGCAGCGCCACGCCGAAAGAGAGGAGGACUCCGAGGUGUCCUCGGAGGUGUUCGAGCCCUCAGCCGGAGCAGCCGGCUCGGCGGCACACAGCGAGGCGACGGCGGCGGCGGGCAGCGACGUGCCCAUGCCCCAGCAGUCGCGCGGAGUCAGCAGCGCCUCGGGCGACCAGCAGCACCAGGCGCUCGCGGCGUUGCAAGGGCUGCCGACACCGCCGAGCCUCGGACCCGCUCAGGCCGCGGCGAGCCCCCUGGUGGUGAAG
Prorocentrum cordatum is the source of this 308-nucleotide messenger RNA. The record is from the annotation of a GenBank genome assembly. Lineage: Eukaryota; Dinophyceae; Prorocentrales; Prorocentraceae.